GGGAAUUAGUGGAUAACCAUAAACACAAGCUAAGUCGUCGAUACAUAUUAUUAUUUUAAACGUGAACUGGGUAACUCGCAGAGAUUUAUUUAUUUUAUUUCUUAUUUUUAGGAUUAGAUUUUGUUCUGUAAGAAAAAUCUGAUGUCAGAGAGCUGCAACUCCCGGCACUUCUCAUGGCUCAUGAAAUCUUGCUUACCCAAUCCCUCCGACGCCAAAUCACUCGUUCCCAUCCACCACCACGCGAAUCCUCCUGCCACCGUCACGCCGAUCUCUUCUCUGCCUGACGAUUUGUUGCUCGAGUGUCUCUCCAGAGUCCCUUCCUCUUCCAUUCCUUCUCUCACCGCCGUAUGCCGCCGCUGGUCUCGCCUCCUCCUCUCUCCCUACUUCCUCCACCUCCGCCGUCGUCUAGGCCUCCUCCGGCAUUCUCUUUUCGCCAUCUCCGCCGUCGAUUCCGGACUUUUCGCCGCGGUUUUGCAGCCUCAGUCUGAGGUUCCGUCGUGGAGAGUCUCACUCGCUGUCUGCAACGACGGCGGUCAGGGGAGUCUGUCUCACGCGCGUGCGGCGGCGAUUGGACCGAGGGUUUACGUCGUUAGUAGAAAUGCGGUUUUGAGAUACGAUUCUUGGACGGGGACUGUUGCGUUGAGGUCGCCGAUGAUUUUCCCUCGGAAGAAGUUCGCGAUCGCCGUCGUUUCCGGGAAGAUAUAUGUUGCUGGUGGAGGUGGUGGUUCGGAAGUCACGGCGGCGGUGGAAGAGUACGAUCCGGAGAGAAACCGUUGGGAGGUGGUGACUCACGCGGCGAGGAAGAGAUACGGAUGCAUCGGAGCAGCCGUUGACGGAGUUUUCUACGUGAUCGGAGGUUUGAAGAUCGGAAACGAGACGUCGGUGACGUCACGCGGCACGGCGGCGCACGUUUACGCGAGCUCCAUGGAUCUCUUCGACGUGAGAUCGCGUCAGUGGCUGAGGAGCCGUUCCGUUCCCGGAGGUGGAUGCGUGGUGGCGGCUUGCGCGGCGGUGGGACACGUGUACGUGCUGAGCAGCCACGCGGUGGAGCUAUCGUUCUGGCGAUUCGACGCGCGUCGCGGCGGAGGCGGUGGAUUCGGGGAAUGGACGAGGCUGAAGAGCCCGCCGUUGCCGGCGCAGGUGAGGUUAGACGGGACGGUGAGGUUCAGCUGCGUCGGCGUGGAGGAUAAAGUGGCGGUGGUUCAGGUGGUGGGGUGCAUUGACGAUUUGCUGCGACGGAGUGGGAGGAGCGAGAGGGGGCUGAGAGAGAGCCUUGUGUUGUUGUACGAUACGGUGGAUGGAGAGUGGAGGAGAGCGGCGGAUCUACCGGAAAUGAUUACACGCGCCGCGUGCGCGUGUGUGGAGUGGUAGAGCGGGGUCCACGGCGCAGGAUUAAGCGUAAGAGAUGUGGGGAGAGGCUAACGUACGCAGCAGUUAAAGGGGACAAAACAAAAUCAUUGUGAUAGGUGCACGUUACUCUAUUAAGUGGUUUGAAUAUCGAGGAGGAAAAAAGGUGGACGACGUCUUGAGCUUGUGACCUUAUUGGUUUAUUGUGUUUCCCAAUUAAACAAAAAAGACUUUAUCACUUUGGAUUCGAACUUGGGACUUUGUACUCAAGGAUAAGAGAUUCUGUAUUCAUUUACUUUUUAGUUUGUAGAAAGUAAUUAAACAAAACUAAUCUUUCUUUUAGGUGUCUAGUUUUCUUGGGAUUGUGAUUUGUUAAGAUGUAUUGAAUGUGGGCCUACUAAAAGAGGUUAAAGCUUGGGCCCAAAUUAAAACGUUGGUGUUUUUGAGUUUA
Messenger RNA from Brassica napus (rape), 1798 nucleotides. RefSeq names its product F-box/kelch-repeat protein At5g26960. Lineage: Eukaryota; Viridiplantae; Streptophyta; Magnoliopsida; Brassicales; Brassicaceae. The transcript has a single exon. Gene Ontology annotation, molecular function: protein binding. The coding region runs from base 142 to 1371 and encodes 409 amino acids. The record is from RefSeq and is a predicted model, not a curated record.